Molecule: messenger RNA, 1793 nt
Organism: Thunnus maccoyii (southern bluefin tuna)
Lineage: Eukaryota; Metazoa; Chordata; Actinopteri; Scombriformes; Scombridae
Exons: 2
Coding region: 16-1125 (369 amino acids)
Source: RefSeq, a predicted model, not a curated record
CCACUGCACUGUACUAUGCUGUAUGAUGAAACCCAACAACACACGGAUUACAGAGAAUGUUGGAAAGAGCUGGUGGGGGGAAAAAUAUUCUCCAUGGUAUGUCAGGACCUCUAUGUAGGACCACAAGGAGCUGCAGCAGCAGUCAUCCUGCCACCAGAAUUGCGCCAUUGGUUCCAAGUGGCCAACUCCACCCCACAUGUCACUCUCAUGGUUGCAGUUGGAAAAAAGGCUAAGGACAUGGGACCUAUGGUGAAGAAAGCCUUACAAAUAACAACAUGGAAACCAACUCAAAAAGACCAUGUGCAGUCCUCUGCCAGUGGACAAUAUCUGAAAAUAUCCCUACGAACGUAUGAUGAAGGCACUGGGAUCCAAGUGUUGCUCAGCCAGAGAUCUCCUACUCAAGCGCCACUCUCAGAAGAACACAGUGUGCUAUUACUACAGAUACCCCAGGGGCUGUGGUCACAACAUAAAACAGAUGUAGGGCUGGUUAGGUCAGCACAGCCGGUCCAAAUUAAAACAAAACAGGGCAUCAUACUGCCGUAUAAAAAACAAUACCCGUUAAAGCCCCAUCAAAUAGCAGGUAUAGAACCCACCAUCAAGGGCUUGGUAGCAGCAGGCGUGCUAAAACCAACAAAAAGUCCGUGCAACACACCAAUUUUUCCUAUCAAGAAACCACACUCAAAUGAUUAUCGAUUGGUACAUGAUUUGCGUGCCAUUAACGCUAUUGUAGAUGCAGAAACGCCAGUGGUCCCAGACCCACACACGCUGUUAUCUAAUAUUCCUCAUGAUGCCUGCUGGUACACAGUCAUUGAUCUAUGUUCAGCAUUCUUUAGUGUACCAUUGCAUCUAGACUCACAAUACUUGUUUGCCUUUACAUAUAAAAACCAGCAGUACACUUAUACACGUCUUGCGCAAGGCUACGUGGACAGCCCAUCAAUUUUUAACAGAGUUCUAGCCAAUGAUUUGCAACAUCUAAAUGUAACUAGCACAGUGCUACAGUAUGUAGAUGAUCUGCUGGUUUGUAGUCUAACAAAAGAACAAUGUGUACAGGACUCACUCUCAGUUCUACAGGCUCUAGCAAGAGGGGGACAUAAGAAAAAGCAGGCUAUGCAUGUGCGGUACUAAUGCAGGAUACGCCAACAGGUAAGCAACCACUAGCAUACUAUAGUACCAAAUUGGACAACAUUGAAACAGGUCUGCCACCCUGCUAUCAGGGGCUAGCAGCAGCUGCCUUUGCCUUUCAGAAGGCAUCAGCUAUCACAAUGGGCCAUCCAACCAUUUUGUACACAUCUCAUCAGCUGCACGCUUUGAUCACGAGCCCCAGAUUUGUGUUAACACAAGCAAGACGAACAGGCUAUGAGGUAAUCCUCUCAGCCCCUGAACUCACAGUUCAACGAUGCACUAUAGUUAAUCCAGCCACACGCAUGAUGCUGCCUAUAGAAGGCACACCACAUGAUUGCGUCCAGUCUACAGAUGUGUUCCUACGUCCUCGUCAGGACCUGCAUAACCAGCCUAUAAUUGCAGAACUUACACUUUUUGUAGAUGGUUCUUGUUUCAGGGAUGCUACAGGAAACCACGCUGGAUAUGCUAUAAUACAGUUGCAUCCCGAUGAUACCUUUACGGAAGUACAAACAUUGAAAUUGCCUCAGCCUUGUUCAGCACAAUUGGCAGAAAUUAAGGCUUUGACUGCGGCAUGUCAUUUGGCUGCAGACAAAACGCUGAAUGUUUAUACAGACUCACAGUAUGCAUACGCAGUAUGCCAUGUUCAUGGAGUUAUUUGGAAACAAAGAGGU